Gasterosteus aculeatus aculeatus (three-spined stickleback) is the source of this 1225-nucleotide messenger RNA. It is a transcript of the gene bglapl, whose product is annotated as bone gamma-carboxyglutamate (gla) protein, like. The record is from RefSeq and is a predicted model, not a curated record. Gene Ontology annotation, molecular function: hydroxyapatite binding; calcium ion binding; structural constituent of bone. Lineage: Eukaryota; Metazoa; Chordata; Actinopteri; Perciformes; Gasterosteidae. Gene Ontology annotation, cellular component: extracellular region. Gene Ontology annotation, biological process: response to vitamin K; regulation of cellular response to insulin stimulus; bone development.
GGUGAAGAAACAGAUCAAGGAAAGAAGAGAAUCGAGAAACCCACUUGUCCACAGAGUGAAGCUGACUGCGCCGCACCAUGAAGACUCUGACCCUCCUCUCCAUCUGUGCCCUUCUGUCUGUGAGCUGCUCCAUGGGAGGUUUUGAGCCAGAUGUCGUCGUGGACCUUGCCGACGACACAGCGGUUGAUUCAGACGCCGCCGACCUCGCCGACGCCGACGUUGCUGACCCCGCUGACCUCGAUGACCUCGAUGACCAGGCUGACCCCGAUGACCCCGACGCAACUCCCGCAUCGCCAGCUUCGGAUUCUUCCUCAGACUCUUCUGCGUCUGACUCAAACUCCAGCUCCGACUCUACUUCCUCCUCCGAGUCCUCCGAAUCGUCCUCCUCCGAGUCCAACUCAGCAUCCGACUCUUCUUCCUCUUCUUCAUCCUCUUCAUCCGAGUCAGUCAGCGAGGAGGUCCCCACAGAGCCUGAGCCUGAGCCUGAGCCUGAGGUGAUCAUGAAGAGGGACCUGGCUGCCGUCCUCCUGAGGAGAAGAAGAGCUGCCCCAGCAGGAGACCUCUCGCCCCUGCAGCUGGAAAGCCUGAGGGAGGUGUGUGAGUUGAACGACGGCUGUGACGAGAUGGCCGAGACCGCCGGCAUCGUCGCCGCAUACGUCGCCUACUACGGAGCCGUCCCCUUCUAAGACGAAGGCCCCGCGGCCGGUUUACUGCGUCCUUCUGUAACAGAACAGUCCAGCAACUCCCCUCAAUCCAGACAAGGAGCAGACAAUUACCUAAAUCAAAUUGGAAAAAAGGUUUGGCCCCCGUUAUAGAUGGAGAUUAUUUGUGUACUAACCGCUGCACAGGUGACCGGCUCGAAUGGUCGUGCAGGAAAAGGCCCGUCCAGGCUUUCAGAGAGAGGCACAUGAAAGCGUGUGACAUGCAGUCGGUCACACAGGAUUCAUUUAUUCUCUCCGUCUGCAGUACGAUGCAAUGAAUGGUGCCACCAGUGAGGAUGUAGUGUAUGUUAAUGUAUUGUUAUUUGUUUAUGUUGUGCUUUAGUGUUACUUUAACUAAAAGUAGUUCUUCUAAAAAGUAGUGGAUGUAGUAAUGAGGUCCUGCACUUCCAGUAGCAGCAUAUUGAUAGUGGUAGCUACAGUGUGUGUACAUCAGUUAUCCAUAAUGACUGUAACCACUAAUGGCCUCUGGGUUUGAAAAUAAUAAAUUAUUUUGUAAUGUCAAA